UGCAACAUUUUCUCCUGCUGCUCAAGUGAAUUCAACUUCCCAGGAUUCAGGCAAAGAAGAAAUCCUGAUGCCUAGAAUUGGCUACACAAUAUUAGCUAUUAUCAUGGCAGUAUUCUGCACUGCAGCUAUCAUCCUCAAUGCUACCGUUAUUCUGGUGACAAUUCGUCACAGGCAGCUAAGACAGCCCAUAAACUAUUCUUUGGUGAAUUUAGCAGUCGCUGACCUGGGUGUUACUGUGACAGGGGGGUCACUGACCGUGCUGACAAAUGCAAUGGGCUACUUCAGCCUAGGCAGAAUAGGAUGUGUAAUUGAAGGAUUUUCUGUGGCUUUUUUUGGCAUUGCAGGACUGUGCACUGUUGCAGUGAUUGCAGUGGAUCGCUUCAUGGUGGUGUGCAAGCCCCUGGGAACAGUCAUUUUUCGCACAAGACACGCUACGGUGGGGGUGGUGUUUUCCUGGGUAUGGUCCUUCAUUUGGAACACGCCCCCUCUGUUUGGCUGGGGUAGCUACCAGCUGGAGGGCGUGAAGACCUCCUGUGCCCCAGAUUGGUACAGCAGAAACCCUGCCAACGUCUCCUUCAUUAUUUCUUACUUCACUUUGUGUUUCGCUGUGCCAUUCACCAUCAUUGUGUUCUCAUAUUCACGUCUCCUGUGGACAUUAAAAAAGGUUUCCAGUCUUGGAGUAGCCAAAGGGGGCACCACUGCCAAGGCUGAGGUUCAGGUGACACGCAUGGUUAUUAUAAUGGUGCUGGCCUUCCUCAUCUGCUGGCUCCCCUAUGCAGCUUUCGCUAUGACAGUGAUUUUCAAUCCGGAGAUCGAGAUAAACCCAAUCAUUGCCACUGUUCCGAUGUACCUCACUAAGAGCAGCACGGUCUACAACCCUCUCAUCUACAUUUUCAUGAACAGACAGUUUCGAGACUGUGCAGUGCCAUUUUUGCUGUGUGGAAGAAAUCCAUGGGCCGAAGAACUUGAGGAACCAGAAGGAGACACCACCCUCUCCACUGUCAGCAAAAGUAAUAAUAAAGUUGCACCCACAUAAAAAAACUAUUUGAAUUUAAUUACUUUACUUUAGUGAUAUCCUACCACUCAUUCUUCUAAAUCUGUUCUUCAGCAUAUGAUUUAUCUAAAAUUAAUGAGAAGCCAUUUUUAAUUAUGAGAUUAAUGCAUUUUAUAAUGGAAUUUAAAUUCUGCACAUUAUAACAGCUAAUGGGUGCUAUAUUGUUGUUGUGAAUGGGGUGGGUAACUUAGAUUCCUUAAAAACCAUGUGUUUAAUCUAGCUUCUUAAAUGAGAAUGGAUCUAAAUCUUUGAACUAUAUGAUGUGAUUAUAUUUGUGUAAUGAGUAUUUGUGUUUGUAUUAUUUACUGGUUGCAUGCUUGACGUCCAGCAUUAAUAAAAGUUCUCUGUUUCUGAUACA
Lepisosteus oculatus (spotted gar) is the source of this 1412-nucleotide messenger RNA. It is a transcript of the gene parapinopsina, whose product is annotated as parapinopsin a. Gene Ontology annotation, molecular function: G protein-coupled photoreceptor activity. Gene Ontology annotation, cellular component: plasma membrane; photoreceptor outer segment. Gene Ontology annotation, biological process: phototransduction; visual perception; G protein-coupled receptor signaling pathway. NCBI's taxonomy places the organism in Eukaryota, Metazoa, Chordata, Actinopteri, Semionotiformes, Lepisosteidae. The record is from RefSeq and is a predicted model, not a curated record.